This is a messenger RNA of Blepharisma stoltei, 321 nucleotides long. The record is from the annotation of a GenBank genome assembly. NCBI's taxonomy places the organism in Eukaryota, Ciliophora, Heterotrichea, Heterotrichida, Blepharismidae.
AUGAAAAACGAUUCUUCAUCUGAGCGAAAAUCUGAUCGAAUGAAAGCAAAUCCAAGAGACAUCAUUAAGGAUCUAGAAGAAAUUUGUGGAGUUUUAGAACUAGAAUACUUAAAAGGAAAUCACAUGCAAUUUAAAAGCAAAAUAAAAAAAUACAAAAAAAGAACUUCUCAUAAAGUGCUUGAUGCAGUUUUAGGAUUAUCUUCAUUCAUUAGAGAAGUGGAAGGCUUAAAAGAAGAAUCUGGAACACCUGGCCCUUGCAGAGCAGCAAUACACAUAACAAUAGCUAAAUUUAUAUUAAAGGAUGCAGCUCGGCAUAAUUAA